Molecule: messenger RNA, 486 nt
Organism: Sphenostylis stenocarpa
Lineage: Eukaryota; Viridiplantae; Streptophyta; Magnoliopsida; Fabales; Fabaceae
Source: the annotation of a GenBank genome assembly
AUGUCAAUUGCAAUGUCAGGUCUGAGCAAUCUGGUUGUUGGAACCUUUGGUCAUAGAGAGUCAAAUUUUAUGUCUGAGUUAGACGCACAAAUUCCUACUGCCUUUGAUCCUUUUGCUGAGGCAAAUUCUGAUGACUCGGGUGCUGGGUCAAAGGAGUAUGUGCAUAUUCGCGUACAGCAGCGAAAUGGUAGAAAAAGCCUGACAACUGUUCAGGGAUUGAAAAAAGAAUUCAGCUAUAACAAGAUACUUAAAGACGUUAAGAAAGAAUUCUGUUGCAAUGGCACAGUUGUUCAGGACCCAGAACUAGGACAGGUUAUUCAACUUCAAGGUGAUCAGCGGAAGAAUGUCUCUGCCUUCCUAGUCCAGGCUGGUAUCGUGAAGAAGGAGCAUAUCAAGAUUCAUGAUGUUUUACCAUGUGAUGUGGGUUAUGGUUAUGGUUAUGGAUUUUCGAACAUUUUGUGUUAUUUGCUUUCAAGACAUAUAUGA